Labeo rohita (rohu) is the source of this 1131-nucleotide messenger RNA. RefSeq names its product BRCA2 and CDKN1A interacting protein (gene bccip). Lineage: Eukaryota; Metazoa; Chordata; Actinopteri; Cypriniformes; Cyprinidae. The transcript is spliced from 7 exons. Gene Ontology annotation, cellular component: nucleus. The coding region runs from base 44 to 946 and encodes 300 amino acids. The record is from RefSeq and is a predicted model, not a curated record.
GCGUAAACUCGUGUCUGUUUCCUGCGUGUUGUAGUGGGGCAGCAUGGCUUCAUCAGCGAAGAGGCGAGCGAUUGAAACGGGUCAAAACCCCCAAGACAGCGAUGAAAGCUCGGACGAGGGUCUGGAAGACUCGGGCGACGAGGACAGUGAAAAUUCAGAAGAAGAAGUAAACGAGGAGGUUAUCGUGGACUUUGAAGCACACACGAUAUCUGACAACGACUUUCAUGGCAUCAAAACACUUCUGCAACAGCUGUUCCUGAAGUGUCAUGUAAACACAUCUGAUCUGACUGACAUCAUCAUCCAGCAGAAUCACAUUGGCAGUGUCAUCAGGCAAGCAGAGGUACCAGAGGACAGUGAUGAUGAGGCCGACCCGGACGAGGUUUUUGGAUUCAUCAGCAUGGUGAACCUCACCGAGAGACAGGGUGUGGAGUGUCUGGAGAAGCUGAAGGACAUGCUACUAGAGCAGUGUGCUAAAGCUGGCUCCCCAGAUGUUCAGGAACGGUUUGAGCAGCUGCUGCUGGGUAACGGACAGUCUGUCGGGCUGCUGCUGAGCGAGAGAUUCGUGAACGUCCCGCCACAGAUCGCCCUCCCCAUGCACAAACAACUUCAGAAGGAAAUGGCUGAAGCACAAAGGACCAAUAAACCCAGCGGUAAAUGCCAGUUCUGCCUGAUGAUCAGUAAAACCUGCAAACCAGCUAAGAAGAGCAUAUCUGGUCAAGCUCAACCCAAAGAAGAGCUGCUGUUUGUGAACGACGAGGAGGAGUUUUUCUAUGAGCAAGCCACAUUGAAGUUCAACUACUGUGUUCAGGACGAGGCCGACUCCUGCGCGACGGGAAAGUGGUCGUACGACGACGUGCCGAUGAAACCGUUCCGCACGGUGAUGGUGAUCCCGAUGGACAGGAUGGGAGCCAUCAUGGAUAAAAUGACUGAAUAUCUGACCGUCUGAACCGUCCAACACUGAACUCUGCUCUACUUGUUCACAAAAAGAUGUUUAAUGUCCCAGGCUGAGAGUUUAAUGUACAAACUGGCCACAAAACAGUUUGACACCAAAUCACCCCAAACCAGUGAAAUAAUUUAUUUCUGUACAUAAUCAGUUGAAAUGACCCACAAAAUAAACAACCCAAAACAGGA